CAAUUACGUCACUACCGGAAAGAUUCGUGACGCCAGGAAGAGAGCAGCGGUGUGUGAGGCUCCCGCUGAAUGAAAUUGAACGGCCAACUCAGUUCAUUCAUUCAACUUUAUGAGGAAAUUUGACAGUGUGUGCCAAGCAUUACAUGUUAGUUUGUGCUACCAGGUAAGAGUGAGCAGACCGCGGAGCUCAGUCAGUUAAUGUUCGCGAGCUGGCUGUUAAACCCGGCGUGUUUACAUCGUUGCUAGUCAGUGUUAGCAACCUUGUGCUAUAAAUAUCAGCAUCAGGGACAGUCACACAGUGUCUGAGCUGAUUAGGUGGCAUUUGGCCGUUGUGUCUUGAAAUAGCCAGACGUACCAUCACCUGCUUAACAAUAGUAAUGUCCCGUUUGGCUCUCUGUUUUAUCACAAGCUGCUCUUGUUUGUUUUAAGUCGAGCUCCAGCCAGUUACAUGGUGGCAUCCUAACACCUUUCCUUUGAAUUUGCCCGUCUCUCCCUUUCUGCAAGGUGUGCGCGUGCAUGUUUGUUAUUGUUGCUGGAAAUAUUUUGAUUAGGGUGCGCGUGCAUACCUUGACUUCAACUGCAGUCGUGUGUAUGUGUGUGUGAAGAGCACCGAAGAGUCAUGUCGGUGUCGGUUAUCAUUAAGUGGGGAGGUCAGGAAUACUUCAUCAGUUCUCUGUCUGAGGAAGACACGGUGUUGGACCUGAAACAGUCCAUCAAGACCUUGACUGGGGUCCUGCCAGAGAGACAGAAACUCCUGGGACUCAAGGUCAAAGGUAAACCAGCAGAGGAUGAGAUGAAGCUGGGCUCGUUGAAGUUGAAGCCUAAUACCAAGAUCAUGAUGAUGGGUACCAGAGAGGAGAGUCUGGAAGACGUUUUAGCCCCUCCACCAGAGAAUGAUGACGUUGUCAAUGAUUUUGACAUUGAGGAGGAGGUCAUUGAAGUGGAGAACAGAGAGGAGAACCUGGCAAAAAUAGCUAGAAGAGUCAAAGAGUACAAGGUAGAGGAACUAAACCCUCCUAGAGAAGGCAAGAGGCUCCUGGUUCUGGAUGUGGACUACACACUGUUUGAUCACAAGUCAUGUGCAGAAACAGGUCAGGAGCUGAUGAGACCCUACCUUCACGAGUUCCUGACAUCAGCCUAUGAGGACUACGAUAUUGUAAUUUGGUCUGCCACAAGUAUGAAAUGGAUUGAUGCAAAAAUGAAGGGUACCUAUCUAAGAGGCAGCACCACUGAGGAGGGACUAUAUUAUCAGCGCAAAGACUUGGAGUGGAUGCAACCAAUGCAUCAUCCGCUUGUCAAACACAAGAACAAACAUAAAGUCCUUCAUACCAAACCUCACUAAAAGUCCAACACUAACCCUACAAUUACACACAAGGUCAAAACCUCAGGACUGAGACGGGCUUCCCAGUUUAUAUAUCUGCAUGUUCUCUGCCUUCUCUUAGUCUGGAACAUUUGUUUGUUCAAAUAUUGUUUACAGUUACUAUCAGUGUGCAAGGUGCAUUGUGG
Molecule: messenger RNA, 1506 nt
Organism: Haplochromis burtoni (Burton's mouthbrooder)
Lineage: Eukaryota; Metazoa; Chordata; Actinopteri; Cichliformes; Cichlidae
Gene: ublcp1
Product: ubiquitin-like domain containing CTD phosphatase 1
Biological process (GO): protein dephosphorylation
Cellular component (GO): nucleus
Molecular function (GO): protein binding; protein serine/threonine phosphatase activity
Source: RefSeq, a predicted model, not a curated record